This is a messenger RNA of Cuscuta europaea, 1048 nucleotides long. The record is from the annotation of a GenBank genome assembly. NCBI's taxonomy places the organism in Eukaryota, Viridiplantae, Streptophyta, Magnoliopsida, Solanales, Convolvulaceae.
ACCAGACCAGAACAUCAUGUGAUGAAAUAUGGAUUACCAAAAAGGUACCUGCACGGGUAUCUCAAUGGUUGAUGAGAAAGACUAUUGGAUUGAGAUCUAAGGUUCAAUCUGACAGAAAGAAACAAUGUGAGAAUUUCAUCUGAUGUAAUAAUUACUUGAACAGUAUUUAAGAAAAUAGAGUCAUUUACUCUUUCACCAUUUUAUGUGAUGGAGGAGGAUGAGAUUACUACAAGGAAAAAUGCUAGCGGUACACAAAGUGUACACCGUAUAAAAGCCCCCCCAAAAUACCAUUUCCCACCCUCUCCCUUCUCUCUCCCUUCUUUCUUCUCCUCUCUCCCUUCUCUCUUUCCUCUUUACCCGAUUCAUUCGAAAAUUCUCAACAAAAAUAUGGGAGAUCAUCUUCUCUACUUCAUCUUCUUCUUCUUCCCUUCUUCUUCCUCUCUUUUUCUACCUUUUUAUAUCAAUUUCCCAUUAUUUGCACAAAAUCAGUUUACUUAUCUCAUUUCAUCUAUUUUUUAUUAUUUUUCUAAUUUUUUCUCUCCAAAUUACAUGUAAAUUGAUCACACAUACAACUUCAUCAUUAUAUUCAUUUGGAUAUAUACACACAAUUACUUUUUUUGUUCACCCAAACAAUUUAAAUUGAUCACACUGACAACUAAAGUUAACACAGUGCAAUGGAGGCAAACCGUAGGCUCAACUCAAGAAAGGGAAGAGUGAAAUGGAUUAUUAUAUUCCUAUGUCUCGAAUGCAAGUUGGGAGUUAUGAAUGUGGUUAUUAUGUGAUGUUGCAUAUGUUGAAUAUUAUUUCGGCGGUAAUUCUUGAAAUGUGAGAUGAGCGAUUUGUCAAUCCAGAACCAUUCUCAUCAAAAGAGAUUGAUGAAGUAUGAACUCGUUGGGCAUCAUAUUUCUUAGAAAUGACGCAAUCCAUCAACGACACAUGAUGAACGUGUUUGGUUAAGUUUUUGAGUGACGAUGAGACUUGUAACUUUAUACAAUGUGUUUUUACUCUAUACUUGUGCAAGGAUUGUUUUAUUUUAGCUUAUUAUUAU